Molecule: messenger RNA, 832 nt
Organism: Schizophyllum commune H4-8
Lineage: Eukaryota; Fungi; Basidiomycota; Agaricomycetes; Agaricales; Schizophyllaceae
Exons: 1
Coding region: 375-668 (97 amino acids)
Source: RefSeq, a predicted model, not a curated record
GACCGUGCAGACGCCCAGACAUGGUGGACGCCGUUUCGUGAUAAUAAAUACCGCGCAGCUCUGGUCAGCCGCGCGGCGCCAUUGUCCCUCGACGACGCGUUCAUGCUCUACAUUGUCACCAACCAUCGCCGACGUCCUCACCCUCCGCCCGCUCCCCAGCCUCCCACCCUAGCCACACCAACUGCCAACGCCUCAGCCAACGAACCAAACCGAACGAAUAAACCAAACAACCACCGCCGCCGCCGCAAUCUAAUUCUACCGCGCAUGUACAUACUAUCUCUCCUCCUCGUUUUCCCCGGGUUUUUCUUGGUGUGGACACGGACGGUCUCUGGGCUCGGAUGGACGCUCGCUGUUUUCAUAUACUCACGCUACUCAUGCGUGCCGUUUUCCCCCCAUGCGUGUUGUCUCCAACAAAUAUUUUCCUCCUCGUACUCUACCCUUGCGUCUUGUCUCGCCGCCCGCGUCUGCUGUCCCGACCCGCCUGCCGUCCCCGACUCGUCACCCCGGCCUGUCGAUUAAUCACCGUCGGUAGGCGCGAGGAGAUCGGCCGGGCACGCGUGCCUCCAGUGCUUUGUCGGCUCUGCCUACGCCGUGAAUGUGUCCCCUGCUCCGCUACGUAUUAUCUAUUACCGCGCGUCGUGUUUGUGCUUGCUGAUCGUCCUGUAUAGUAGAGCUAUCUAUCGUGCUUGUGUCUUAUAACAACUAGUGUCCAUCGAUCCGGUGAAACGUCCGCUUUCGACAAGGCAACAAAUUCGAUCGAGGAGCAGGAAGGAGUGACAUUUCGGGGUAGCAGUAAAUUCGAUCUCGGUGCAGUAAAAAUGAUAUCUCGGCG